Messenger RNA from Anthostomella pinea, 1191 nucleotides. The record is from the annotation of a GenBank genome assembly. Lineage: Eukaryota; Fungi; Ascomycota; Sordariomycetes; Xylariales; Xylariaceae.
AUGCAGUUGUCCCUCCUCGCCGCAGCUGGUCUGGCGGCUUCCACCACCAAUGCAUUCCUAUUGCCGCCUGACAUUUCCGCAUCCGACGACGACCUCGUUAAGGCUCUCCCUGUCCCUGUCGAGGUUGACCUCGAAAUCAUCAAGUUCAACGACGUCCAGAGCCUGGAGCUCACCUGCCCCGGUUGCCCCGUUCGCCUCGGCAAGGACGGACCUGACGACGUCAAGUUCAGCACCGAUGUCCCGAGUCACUUGGAGCUGGACUUCAUGAUCGACGCCGAGCAUGGCACCGAUCGCCUGAUGUUGAACGGCUUCGAGCUGUACCCGAACUCCGACCCCUUCACGAACUCUCUCUUCGCUCACGUCCAACCCGAGGUCUCCGAGCGACGACCAUCGCACUUCAAGGGUGCCCGACCGGUAAACGCCCAGGCGCUUGGCUUCGGACUGCAAACACAGCCCGUCACCACAAGCGAUGAUGAGGACGGCCUCGAGCUCGUCAUGGUCGAGCUGCAGAUCAUCGAAGUGGGUGACGUUUUCGUCGGCGGAAUCCCCAAGGUUCAGGUCAAGCUUGUCAAGACACCGUCGGACAAGCUUAUGAUUGGUGCCAUCGAGACCACCGAGCCUGAUACUCCCCAGAACAACCAGGAGUGCACCAGCUUCCUCUGCAAGUGGAAGGCCAUGCUGGCGGCUAAGCUUCGCAAGCCCCACGGCUGCGGCCGUCGUCCUGGUUCUGUCAAGGGCUCCCCUCCCAAGGAAUCCUCCAAGGACGCCUCCCCCGAGGAAUCCGCCCCCCAGGAAUCCGCUCCCCAGGACGCCUCCCCCGAUGAGGCUGGCGUUCCCAUGGAUGGAUCUUACGACCAGACCAAGCACGGUAUGGCCCGAAUCUUCAGGGGCAUCGUCACCCACGUCCUCCUUCCUGUCAUCAUUGGUGUCAUGGCCGGCGUCAGUAUCAGCAUCAUUGGUAUGAUGGUUGGUACCUUGAUCGUCUUCGUAUGGCGCACCUUUUUCCGCUCAGCUGAUACUCGAUCUUACCACGGAAUUCGAUACUGCAACAAGGCAGCCCACAACGAAGUCGCGCUUGGUGACGAGAAGUCUGGUCUGAUGGUGCACCAGGAGGAAGUCGAGGCUCCCCCGGCCUACCUGGACUCAGUUGUCACCUCUGUUGACGACAAGAACGCCGAGAACCAGGUUUAA